AUGACUGCCCCCCUGCCGGAUCUCUUCACGCGGCACAGCCUGCCGAAGGACGCCCUUGCGGAUAACAAGGUCGAGGAGCUGUUUAGCGUUGCCGGGCGUGUGGUGGCCGGGCCGGCGUGCAACAUCGACUCGCCGGCCAGCUGCCUGGCGUUCGUGCACGCGCUGGCCCGGGCGCCGUACAACGUAACGCGCGUCAAUGCCCUGAUCAACAAUGCCUCGAUCCAGGCCCCGGGGCCGGUGGCCACCGACGACGCGGACGAGGCCCUGACCAAUGACGAUCUGGCGAGCAUUCAGCCGGCCGCGGGUUUGACGCCGGGGUCCACCUUCGACCAGGGCUUCGAGCGGGUGAUGCACACGAAUGUCAACGGCACCAUGUUCAUGACCCGAGCGCUCCUGCCGCUGCUCGAGCAGGCGGCUAGCCCGGAGGACCCGGCGCGGGUGCUCAUCGUGUCCAGUGUGAUGGGCAUCUCGGUGGGGCCGUUCGAUUCGAACUUCGCCUACAGCGCCAGCAAGGCGGCGGCGGUGCACCUGUCCCGGGCACUGGCCAGCUACUUCACCACGGUGGCGCCGAUUGCGGUGAAUGCCCUGGCUCUGGGGUACUUCAAGACCGAGAUGACCGAGGUCAUCACUCGGAAUGAGCGGUUCCAGGAGCUGAUCCUGGGGGCGACCGUCGGCGGCCGGGAGGCCCACGCGCAGGAUCUGGCCGCGGCGGUCAUCUACCUCCUGUCGCGCGGGGGGGCCUACGUCAAUGGCACGGUGCUGACCGUGGACGGGGGCUUUGCGCUGCGGUCGCGCGUCUGA
Fonticula alba is the source of this 801-nucleotide messenger RNA. RefSeq lists its product as hypothetical. Lineage: Eukaryota; Rotosphaerida; Fonticulaceae. Bases 1 to 801 code for a protein of 266 amino acids. The transcript has 3 exons. The record is from RefSeq and is a predicted model, not a curated record.